ACAUGUAGGGCACUCGAUCUUACUGACGCUUAUAUUUCAUAAAAAUACUCAGUGAACCAAAACAACGAAAUAUAAAUAAACUGAACAUGGUUACGCUGGAAUUAUAUUUGUUAUCUACAUGCUAAAAUACACUUUGUGUAUCGAACCGCAUGUUUAAUUAACAAAGAAAAUCCAUCAAUUAUUUAAAUUAAAUUUGAAAUCGCCGAGCUGAUAAAAUGCCAGAACUAGGCCCUAUGAUGAGAGCUCUCGAGCUGCAGAGACUGAUUGAAGACAAAGUGACGGAAUGGCGCGAGAGGUCAGCCCGGGUCGCCGGCGCAACCGUGGCCGAGUCUUAUCAGCAGCCACUCAACUUCAAACGUCACACACAUAGACGCAAAAAUAGCGCUGAAAUAAACAGAAUCAAAGCAAAAUAUUCCAAGCCCUACAAGAGGACGGACGAGCCGUUUCGUCCGAGUUUUGUCUGUGACGAACCGCCGACGCGGCCACCUCGCAAUAAAAAGCUCUCGUCCUUCUUAAAAGUCCUGUCUAAGAGUGAAGAUAAUCUUGCAACCAUUGGAGUAAUGGAGAUUCACCCUGACCCAAAGGAACCUGCCAAACCACACUUCACGGUAUCGAAGUACAACACCAAGAGCUGUGAGGAUGUGGCCGCCUUUGCAAAUGUGCAUCGAAAUAUAACAAGCAAGAAUUUCGAAAAACACAGUAUUUUAAACGCGAAAAUCGUCAGUGAUAAUUCAAAACCAAAGCUUCGCAGCAUCAGUGAGGAUGUACAAGUGAUUUCAGAAUUCGAUGACAGUGCUGUGGAAUUAAGAAUUAGGCCGAGCUUUGCUACAUCUACACCGGUGACAAAAAGACAGUCAUGUGUAUCUGAAGGCAAUGCGUUAGAUUACGGUUUUCAAAAGUGUACGAAUUAUUCUAGUGAUGUGAGUGGUCUUAGAAAGGGUAACUCAGAACCCGACAUUCUUAGUGCGGAUAGCAAAGGGUUGAGUGAUACAAAAACUAUAGACUGGAGGAAACGAUGGAAACAACUCAAGCCGCCCUUUAAAAAGGGGGCUUUCGACUGUUUAUUGCGUUGGAGACCUAAAAAACCUAAGGAAACUGCAGUAACUUCUCGAAGGAUACAAGAAGUAGACGACAGUUUCUUUGAGAAGUUUGGUUCGAUUUUGAAGCAGGCAUCGCAAAGAGCUGCCCUAGAAGAGGCAACACCUUUAGCUCCUUUAAAAGAAGUCGAAGUGCAGGAUGGCGAGCAAAGAACGGAGGCAGAACUCCAAGGAGAAAUCCGUAGUGUAACCAGAGAUUCCGACAGUGGAAAUGAAACCUUAUUGGAUACUGAUUCCGAACCUGAUGAGCACGAAAAGAUUGAUCGUUAUGUGGAAGCCGUUGGAUGGAAUAUCGAUGAGCUUUACUUGGAAAUUCUUUAUGAAAUUCUGCACAAUGUGGGGAUGGACGUGAAGUGCGACGUGGAACAGGAUGCGAUGCUGUCCUACGUUCAAGAGGCAUUUAAAAUAUCCAACGACAAGCACACAGAACUGUUCACGAUGGCUGAGGCCAAGGAACCACCAGAGCUGAUGUUGAAUGUAGAGAUUGUGGAAGCCAGAGAUCUUGUGCCCAAAGAUCCUACGGGGCUGAGUGAUCCAUUCGUUACCAUUUAUCUGAUGUCGAAUUCGGCUCAUCGUUACAACACGUCUGUGAAAUCUGGCACACUGAAUCCGGUCUGGGAGGAGCAUUUUUCAUUGCCCAUGCCAGGAAAUUUCCAAGAAGAUUCAUUAAUUUUGGAAGUAUGGGAUUUUGAUCCAGCGGAAACGGUGAAAGAAAAAAUGACGAAGAUAAUGGACGUAAAAGGUGUUAAAGGUUUUAGGAAAUUAAUGAAGGAGAUCGUCAUCACAGCUUCAACUGGAAAGCAUGACAAUGAGCUCAUCGGUACCACGAAUAUUCUAAUCAAGUCAAUCCCAGCAAGCGGGUUGAACACUUGGUACAGUUUGAACAAGAAAAGUAAGCUUCGCAAGCAGGGCGUGAUCAAAACACGGCUUAGUUUCUCAUCCCAGAAGAACAACCAGGUGGCAGCACAGGAACACAGGCAUUUACUAAGGAUACUAUUGCUGCAUGAACUUGAAAACUCUAAGGUUGCGCAUUACUGGUGGAACGGUAACUUCAGUGGCCCUGCAGAGGCGAUUCUGACGCAGCAUAUCGCUCAGAGCGGGCUUACGCCACUGGACAGUUGUUUGGUGCAGUGGUCUGUGUACUGCGCAGUCACCGUCGACCAUCCUCUCAGCUUCACCCUCUUCAACGAGUUGCUUGACAAAAUCACAAAACCUUUGCAAUCUGGUCUCGUCUCUGAAGAGGAUGUUAAGCUAUUCUGGGACGGCGCUAAAAAACUCCUUCCAAUGUGCUACAGCCACAUCCGAAAACUGAGGAAAAAAACCGCCGGGGACAAAAACGUUAUGAAGACCUUAAGAGAAGUACUUAAGAUCCUAUACAAAUUGUCAGUUUUGGACGUACCGGAGACAGUGAACUUGUUCCCAGAAAACUUGUAUGGAUGGUUAAGGCACGAUGGAUCAACGUUGAAUGUAUACGAAGUAUUAAAUCAGGCGGUUAUCCAAGGUGCAUCAGAUUGGUUUGUCCACAUAUUGGAUAAUAACGAGUGUAAGGACAACACGGAAGAGGCAAGGCUUCAGCAUUUAAUAAGGGUUAUACAGUUGGUGCGCUCCGAUUUGCAAAGGGCUGUCGAGUUCUACGACAGAGUUUUUAUUGAAAUAAUGAACUUCCCCUACACGAAAGCAUUGUAUGGUUUAUAUGAAAGCAAAAUUGCAUCUUUAGUGGAACCAGACGUGAUAGAAGUGUGUAAGAGUCUGAAAAGGUUGCAAUACAACGAAGGUUCGACUAAUAGUGUGCAUUUAGCCGGCGGUAUCAAUGGGCAGACCGGGCUUGGGGCACCGCAAGUGUCCAACGAACCCUUGGCGAUGGGCACAACAUUAUUCGAACUGUAUUUAGCGUUGCAGAGGUUUUUGAUGUUAGGGCAAGGUUUAAAUGAGACUGAAUGGAGUUCCUACGCGAUAUCGAAGUUCCACUCAUGGUUCUUCGGCGGCGUGGCGCAGUGGCUCGACAUCGCCGCCUACAAAGCCCUUGUGCGCAUUGAAAAGGCCGUAGAUCUAGACAAUCUAGUGCCAGUUGACACUAACGUGAAGUAUAGUAGCUCUGGUGUCGACACUUUGGCGAUAUUCUACCAAAUUAAAAUAUUCUGGCAGCAGUUAGCGUGGCCUGAUGUCGAAGGGUGCUACACUUUCGUGGCUAAAAUUAUUGAUGACAUCUGCCGGUGCUGCGUGUUCUAUUCAGAUAAGAUGGCGAAUCGCGUCGACAGCGUUGGAACGGUAAGCAAUGUGUUUGAAGAACGGUUUGAAGUGACCAACGAGUGGUGUGUGGCGAUCAACAAUAUCGAUUACGUGCGGCAAAGCUUAGAGCCUUUUGUGGAAGAACUCGGAAUGGAAGAGAUCAUACAGAAAAUGUGUGAGGCCAGAUCACCGAUUGAGGCGCAGAGAUGUAAGGAAACAUUACAGAAUGUAAUCGCCAAUGCAAUUGAUACUGUCAAGAAUAAAAUCGUAGACUUGUUAGAAAUUAUGAUUAAAAAGAUGAUGCCGUCGAUAACCCGUUUCUUAGUAGAGGGCGCUGAGUUACUCCACCAGGACUGUUCGAGUAUGGACCGCGUCAUGCGCUACCUUGAAGCAAAUCUGGACACACUUUACCAACAUCUGAACAACGAAAACUUUUCCAGGACCCUCGAUAUAGUAUGGGAACAACUAGGUGAAGUUCUAUAUGAACUUAUACAGGCGAAUUUGGAGCACCGAAGGGCAAAGAUAACUCGAUAUAUCGACCCGAGACGCUUGAGCAAAUCUGCAGCCGCCAACUUAGAUGCGAAACGUCGUCCGCCAGCUUUCUUCUCGAAUCUUCACGAGUGCCUAAAGAUAAUGAUACGAUCGUUCCGUCAAGAUAAUAAAGAAAUGUACUCGUCUGAUACACUUAAGAGGGUGGAAUAUCUAUUGAAACUACACGGCAUGGAGACAAGGGAGUUAAUUCAUCAAUACCACUUGGAAAGAUGGCAAGAGCAACAGGCAAUAACUGAACCAAAGAUGGGCAUGUUGACCGUACGAGCUCAGUUCAUAGACGAUAACCUAAAGGUUGAGGUUAUGAACGCGAGGAACUUGAUGCCCACUGAUUCUAAUGGUUUGUGCGAUUCAUACGUGCGAGUGGCGUUGCUGCCGGAAGACUCGUUCGCGAACGUCGUAAAACCCAAGACACAAACACACAGCAAGAAUCUGUUCCCGCUGUACGACGAAAUGUUUAUCAUCCCCCUGUCAGAGUCGCAGCGUCACACCGCAGACGGGCUGAUGCACUUCGUGAUCAAGGAUAAGGACACGUUCAGCCUAAGCAACACGUUUGUUGGCGAGGCGUACCUGCCCUUCAGCGAGGUGCCAGACACCUCCUCGCCCAUCAGCAGUCUACCCCAACAACACUUGGCUUUGUCAAGACCUACCAAUUUUGAUGGCGAUGCAAUAAAAGCGUUGGAGUCAAGACAAGGCGAUAAACAAGCAAGAGAGUUCCUAAAAAAACAAAAACAGAAGUUACCGAGCAAGCAAUUCUUCUCACUCGGUUGAAUGCCUCAAGAAUGUUAGAUCCCUCGUCGAGAAACUAAAAUCCUAAAGUUUUAUAUAGCAAUUUAUAAUGCAGUCCAAAGUGGUUCGAUCGGAGAGUGCGAGAUUUCAGAUUUAAACUACACACUCUUUAUAAUUAGGUACAUUGUACUCUAAUUUUAUAAUCUGUGGUCGUACCUUAUUUGGUAGAAUAAAAAAAUACUUUGUACAAUGUAUGAGGAUACUGAAAAAGUACUUUGUCGCUACCUUGUGCAGUAAAUUGCUCUAUGAGAGAAACGCGGCUGAUUGUUUUGUAUCAUUUACGAUCGUACUAAAUAUUGUAAAUUCAAAUAGACUUAUAUUUAGUAACAGGCACAAAGUUUUAGUAUUUACUAUUAAAAAUAUUUUCUCAAGUGUACGAAUUCGUAAUAAUUUCAGUACUUUAUGAGAGGUUGUAUUUUUUUGCGUAGUUUAAAUUACUUAAAAGUACAUAAAAUGGCGUUUGAGUACAAUAAUGUUAAGUUAAUUGAAUCUCGAGCAAUAUUUUCGAAAAUUUGCAUAUAAUUGGUGACAAUAAAUUGUAAAAUUAGUUCGAAGUUGGUAUGAAUGUUUUAGUGGCUUUGAUAUUUUAAUGUUCCAUAAAGUAGGAUAUCGUAUGCGGAAUGAAAGCAAUAUAUCGAACUAUUUUUGAUAAACAGUGAUAUUCUCAUUGCAAUAUUAACUUAAAUGUUAUAUGUAAAAGCGUGUAUUGUAACACAGAUACAUAAAUAUCCUAGUGUUAAAAUUUGAGGAGUCGAUGAUUUUAUAAAAUAAUUUAUCGAAGCUAACCUCUUUAUACAAUGAGAGAUUUACUAGAUCUAAACUGUACCAUGUAAAUAAGUGUGUAUCACUUUUAUAUAUUCAUCAAGUAAUAUGUACAUAGCUUAUAAGUAGAUGCUAUUCUGUGAUAAGAAACCGUGCCUUAUUUAUUUUCUAUCGAGUUAUUUUAACAAACUUCUAAAAAAUAUUCUGUUUAUUAGAUACGGCUUGCCAUUUAUAUUUUCUCAAACUUAUUUUAUGCAGUCAUUAUAGAUUUGUUUCUGUAUAUUUGGAAGCAAUUCCGCAUAAUGUUUGAAUUUAAAACUUAUUUAUGAAAUAAAAUAUCUGAAAAUCUG
Molecule: messenger RNA, 5776 nt
Organism: Manduca sexta (tobacco hornworm)
Lineage: Eukaryota; Metazoa; Arthropoda; Insecta; Lepidoptera; Sphingidae
Gene: stac
Product: protein unc-13 homolog 4B
Source: RefSeq, a predicted model, not a curated record